Molecule: messenger RNA, 2982 nt
Organism: Aspergillus heteromorphus CBS 117.55
Lineage: Eukaryota; Fungi; Ascomycota; Eurotiomycetes; Eurotiales; Aspergillaceae
Product: NACHT and WD40 domain protein
Exons: 3
Coding region: 1-2982 (993 amino acids)
Molecular function (GO): protein binding
Source: RefSeq, a predicted model, not a curated record
AUGCCACGUCCCUUCGGAAAGCAUUUUAGUCAUCUAUUCCAUCGGCGGAAAGAGAGCGAGAAGCCGAUAAUCAAAUCAAGGCAAAAUGAAACCCAAGAGCAUUUCACCAAUAAUGAUGCCCACCCUGUCCCUCCCAAGCCUGCAGACCAGGCCAUUCAGUCAACGCAAACUUUGCAGCCGCGAGACUUAUGGCAAACUGCUUAUAACCACCUUGAUAAAAGCCAGCAAAAUAUUCUCUCAACCAAGGAGAUUUCAAUCACGCCGGGUGAGGGGAAAAAACAUCUUAAGAAUCUAAUCGAUCAGGUUAUCACAACAACUGAAGAAGGAUAUGAAAAGUAUUAUCAGACAGCUGAUAAAACAUGCCGGAAGACUUCACGGAAAAUUCUUGAUGCUGCACUAUCGUUCAAAGAUAUUAUAGGUGCGGUGGCUGCACUCGACCCGACGCAGCAUGCCGCUAGUGUGUGGAAUAUUGUCUUACUUAGUCUGACAUUGGCAAAAAAAUACUCCCAGUGCCGCAAUUCCCUGUUCGAAUCAUCGGGGUACCUGGCAGAUGUUCUGACAUACGGUGCCUUUAUCGAGCAGAAUUUCCACGAGAAAACAAAGAGUAUUUCUGAUAAUCAUCUUGUAGAAGAUGCAUUGAUCAGACUCUAUAAAGCUAUCUUGUGUUACGUGGUCCAGAUACGCAAAUUCCAGGAAGCAAGUGUCGGAGAAAAAGUACUCAAUACGGUGACCGAUAGCCUUCAGCAACCACUCAUCGCACUCAAGACUUCGGUUGAGAAUGAAAGGGCUAAGUUAGAUAAAUGGAUUGGAUUGAUCGAAUAUCUUAACCGCGCCAAAGAGGCAGAGAAUAUCCUACGCAAGAUUGAUGAACUAGCCGAUUCCUUGAAGAGACUCCUUGAACAUUCUGGCUUUAAGAGCUUACUAUUAGCGGAAGGAGCAUUUUUCGACUCUUAUACUCAUCAGCAUGAGGAUUACUGUCUUCCAGAUACUAGAACAGAUCUCCUUCGCCACAUUUCAACGUGGGCUCAGUCGCAAGAUCAACUUAUUUUCUGGCUAAACGGCAUGGCGGGGACUGGUAAAUCCACUAUUGCACGGACUGUCGCUCAAUCCUUUCAAAAUCAAGGGCUUUUAGGUGCCAGCUUUUUUUUCAAGCGAGGCGAAGCCGACCGUGGUAAUGCAAAGCGCUUUGUGUCGACUCUCGCACGUCAACUAAUCAUCAAGCACCGGCAACUGGGUUUCGAUGUGUUCAAUGCAAUUGAGAAUGAUUCGAAUGUUGUGUUUAAAUCUCUUGAUAUACAGUUUGAGAAGCUCCUUUAUCAGCCACUCCAAAAGCUGUCUACUAGCCAAUCUACAACAAUUGUGAUUGUUAUUGAUGCUUUAGACGAGUGUGACGAAGAUAAGGACCAACAACUUAUCCUUAACUGCUUGUUUAAGAUGCAAGAAAUCAAAUCUGUGCAUCUUCGAGUAUUCCUAACCAGCCGACCUGAACUCCCCGUUCGCAUUAGCUUUGACAAAAAUAAGGAUCACCACGAUUUGAUCCUCCAAGAGCUUCCUAAGUCCGUGAUUGAAUAUGAUAUUCGUCUUUUCCUUGAAAGUAAGCUUCUGGCCAUACAAAAAGAGCGCUCGCUGUCACCCGACUGGCCCGGAAGUGAGAAAAUUGAAAAGCUGGUGGCAAUGGCUAUUCCUCUAUUUAUCUUCGCAGCUACGAUUUGCCGCUUUGUCGGAGAGAGAAAAUGGCGUCCAGAACAACGGCUUGAAAAGAUUCUCAACAGUGCGAGUGCAUCUUCGGAAGACGAAAUGGCGCGAACAUACACGCCUAUCCUAAGCCAGCUUCUUGCUGGAGCUAAUGAGGAAGAGACACAUCAGCUGAAGAAAGAGUUCCAACAUAUAAUUGGGACAAUUAUUCUUCUAGCUUCACCUUUGUCCCUUGAUGCUCUCUCCCUGCUCAUUGAGUUUCCACUUGAUGAUAUCAAUAAUCGCUUGGACGGAUUCCACUCUGUUCUCAGUAUACCAGUGGAUUUUGAAGCACCAGUCCGGAUUCUACACUUGUCAUUUCGAGACUACCUCCUGGACAAAAAGUGCCCAUUUUAUGUUCCUGAGCAAGAUACACAUAGUAGAAUCGCUUCACAUUGUCUUCGGCUUAUGAAAACCCGGCUCAAAGAGAAUAUAUGCGAGCUGCAAAGUUACGGAAUGCAGCAAGAGGAUAUCAAAACCGAGAUUAUCGAAGAUUAUCUUACUGCUGAUAUACAAUACGCCUGUCGCUACUGGGUUCAUCAUGUUGAACAGAGCAAAGAUCAUAUUAUAAAUUGUGAUGUUCUUCCUUUUCUCCAGGACCACUUUCUUCACUGGAUGGAGGUACUAGCUCUGAUAGGAGGAAUUUCGGAAGCGGUAGGAUUAAUAGAUACAUUAAAGUCAAGAGCGCAACUUGGCUCUGACUUAUCUGAUUUUUUAUAUGAUGCGGAAAGGUUUAUUCGUCAAAAUAACUACAUAGCAGCAAUUGCUCCACUACAGAUCUACCGCGCUGGUCUUGUAUUUGCACCGAGCAAAAGUAUUAUCAAGCAGAUAUUCGUCAGCAAAGUUAAAGAUCAACUGGCAGUUGGAACAGCAGUGGAAGAUUCCUGGAGCUCAAAUCUCCAGACAUUUGAAGGGCAUUCCAGCACGGUCUACUCGGUGGCCUUCUCACCGGACGGCCGCACGCUGGCGUCGGCCUCGGGGGACCAGACGAUCAAGCUCUGGGACACGGCCACGGGCGUCGAGCAGCGCACGCUGACCGGCCACGUCGGCACGGUCGAAUCGGUGGUAAACCAAUCCACUACCAGUUAUUCUAUAUCUGUCGCGGAUUCUUGGGUCUCUCUACGAGGUGGAAGGGCCCUGUGGCUUCCUACUGACCAUCGUCCUUUUCGGUGUUUUGCUAUCAAGAAUACUAUGCUUGCCCUUGGGUUAAUUACUGGGCGUGUUUCAAUCAUAAGAUUUGAUUUUUAA